Messenger RNA from Epithele typhae, 975 nucleotides. RefSeq names its product RTA1-domain-containing protein. Lineage: Eukaryota; Fungi; Basidiomycota; Agaricomycetes; Polyporales; Epitheliaceae. Gene Ontology annotation, cellular component: plasma membrane; fungal-type vacuole. The transcript has 9 exons. The record is from RefSeq and is a predicted model, not a curated record. The coding region runs from base 1 to 975 and encodes 324 amino acids.
AUGAGUGAUGACAACGCUCCCGAGUUCGACUCGCAUGGCCACCUGAUUUCGCCUUUCUACGGCUACUGGCCGACGGAAUGGAUCUGCAUGAUGUUCACCAUCCUCUUUACUAUUUCUACCCUCCUUCACUUCGGACAGGCCAUUCACUAUCGGACUCGAUGGCUCAUCUACACUGCGGUGCUCGCCGGUGUCGGGGAGAUGACCGGCUGGGGCAGCCGGUUGUGGUCAAGCCACCAACCCCUCGCGCAGACCCCAUUCGUGAUCCAGAUCAUCUGCACGAUCUGUGCCGCGACGCCGCUCGUCGGCGCGCUCUUCAUCUCCUUCGGACAGCUGGUCACCGCCGCAGGCGAGCAGUACAGUCGCCUCAGCCCCCGCCUUUACAGCCGCAUCUUCCUGACAGCGGACUCCAUCGCGCUGUUCCUUCAGUUUGCUGGCGGGUCGAUAGCCGACAACGAUUCGGAGCUUGUCAGCAAGAUCGGCACCUAUGUCAUGCUCGGCGCCAUCGCCUUCCAGCUCGUGUUACUCAUCAUCUUCGCGAUCUUCGCGGCGGAGUACCUCUGGCGCCGCUCGAACGACCGGCCCAUCCGUCGCGCACCCGCCUACGAGGACGCAGCCUCGCACGGGCCGAUGGAGACGCCGCUCAAGCACCUCGCGACGGGCAUCUGCCUCAUGACUCUCUUCCUCUUCAUUCGGUCAGUCCACGACACCUCGCCCGACCCUCCCUCUGACGCGAAGCGUUUCCACAGCGGCGUGUACCGGACCGUCGAGCUCGCCGACGGCUUCAACGGCAGGAUCAUCCACACGCAGGUCUACUUCAACGUCCUCGACGGCGCGAUGGUCACCCUCGCGAUGUACACGCUCAACGUCUUCCACACCGGCCGCCUGCUCCGCGCCGCCGCGCCGCAGUGGACGGCCGACAAGCUCCCGCUGCGCACCGUGCGCUCGGCGGCCGAGGACGGCGGUCCCGCGGUGUAG